This is a messenger RNA of Salvelinus namaycush (lake trout), 855 nucleotides long. It is a transcript of the gene c6ast1, whose product is annotated as six-cysteine containing astacin protease 1. The coding region runs from base 4 to 855 and encodes 283 amino acids. Gene Ontology annotation, molecular function: metalloendopeptidase activity; zinc ion binding. Lineage: Eukaryota; Metazoa; Chordata; Actinopteri; Salmoniformes; Salmonidae. The record is from RefSeq and is a predicted model, not a curated record. Gene Ontology annotation, biological process: proteolysis. The transcript has 8 exons.
ACCAUGGCACCUGUCUUUGUGCUGACCAUUUUCAUCGCUGUUCUCUGCUCAGCUCAGGGCCGAUCUACAGGGAAAGCUUCAUUUGAAAGGAGUGAAGAGGUCUUGGAAAUUGACAGCACCAGCAUCAACAGCAUUGAGCAGGAUGAAUUUUCUGCUUCAACGCUCAUUGAGAAGGCCAACAGAAAUCUUGGACAAAGACUUGACGAGCCGCUAGUCAUGUUUGGGGACAUUGCGGUAGAUACUGGGUUCAUGAACGCUGACCCCUGCACAUCUCAAAGCUGCAAGUGGGAGAAGUCCUCUGAUGGGAAUGUUUACGUGCCCUAUGUGAUCUCUAAAGAAUACUCGCCCCAGGAAAGGUCCGUUAUUGAAGGUGGGCUGCAUACCUUUGCUGCAUCAACCUGCGUCCGAUUCUUUCCCCGAACCAAUCAGAGGGACUUUGUGGACAUCCAGUCUAAGUCAGGCUGUUACUCGUAUGUUGGUCGCCAGGGCAAUAGUCAGGUGGUGUCUCUGAGUAGGAACGGAUGUCUCUAUCUGUCUGUGGUGCAGCAUGAACUGCUGCAUGCCUUGGGCUUUAACCACGAGCAUUCACGCAGUGACCGUGACAGCCAUGUUAAAAUCCUGACUCAGAACAUUAUUCCUGGAAAGGAAUCCAAUUUCAAAAAGAUCAACACGAAUAACCUGGGGACUCCAUAUGACUAUAAUUCUGUCAUGCAAUACACAAGGUUUGCCUUCUCCAGGAACAAACAGCCCACCAUUCUUCCAAUCCCUGACAAUGAUGUAGUUAUUGGCAGGGCAACUGAGAUGAGCCCCAAUGAUAUUCUGCGGAUCAAUCGUCUUUACAACUGCAGUAAGUGA